GGCCCCCCCCCCCCCCCCCCCCCGGUCCCCCCGGCCCGGCACGGCCAGCCGCUCCGCCACCCCCGCAGCCCGGUGGGUGGCUGGGCGGGAGCCGCCGGGGCGAUGAGGACCGGUUCGCGGGUGCUGCUGGUGCUGCUCCUUCCCGUCUGGGGCUCGGCGGCACACAAUGGGGAUCUUACAGUUAGACCCACAUGCAAGCCUGGCUUUUCAGAAGAAGACUACACAGCAUUCGUCUCCCAAAACAUCAUGGAAGGGCAGAAGUUACUCAAAGUAAAAUUUAAUAACUGUGCCGGUAACAAGGGAGUUCGGUAUGAGACCAACAGCCUGGACUUCAAGGUGAGGGCAGAUGGGACCGUGUGUGCUGCCCACCACAUGCAAAUGCCCUCGAAGCAGCUGAUCCUGAUGGUGACUGCGUGGGACCCCCAGACCCUGGGCAGAUGGGAGGUGAUCGUCAGGCUUCUGGUGGCAGAGAAGUCACAACACAAUGGACACAAGCCGAAAGGAAGGAAGACCAUGCCUGGAGAACUGGCGCAGCAGCAAAGCGACACUCUGCUCCCGUGGCGCCAGCACCAGAGCGCUAACGGCCUGCGGCGACAGAAGAGAGACUGGGUCAUCCCACCCAUCAAUGUGCCGGAAAACUCCAGAGGACCCUUCCCACAGCAGCUGGUUAGAAUUCGUUCUGAUAAGGACAAAGAGAUCCAUAUCAGAUACAGCAUCACUGGAGUGGGAGCUGACCAGCCGCCAAUGGAAGUCUUCAGCAUUGACCCUGUAUCUGGCAGGAUGUACGUGACCCGCCCGAUGGACCGAGAAGAAAGAGCUUCCUACCAUCUCCGAGCUCAUGCAGUGGAUAUGAAUGGAAACAAGGUGGAGAAUCCUAUUGACCUUUACAUCUAUGUGAUUGAUAUGAAUGACAACAGACCGGAGUUUAUAAACCAAGUCUAUAAUGGAUCUGUUGAUGAAGGCUCUAAACCAGGUACCUAUGUGAUGACAGUGACGGCAAAUGAUGCAGAUGAUAGUACUACAGCGAACGGGAUGGUGAGAUACCGAAUCGUGACUCAGACCCCACAGAGCCCAUCGCAAAAUAUGUUCACUAUUAACAGCGAGACAGGAGACAUUGUCACUGUGGCUGCUGGACUUGACAGAGAGAAAGUUCAGCAGUAUAUAGUCAUUGUUCAAGCCACAGAUAUGGAGGGAAAUCUUAACUAUGGUCUCUCAAAUACAGCAACAGCGAUCAUUACGGUGACAGAUGUGAAUGACAACCCACCCGAAUUCACUACCAGCACUUAUUCAGGGGAAGUUCCUGAGAACAGAGUGGAGGUUGUGGUGGCAAAUCUGACGGUGAUGGACCGGGACCAGCCUCACUCCCCCAACUGGAAUGCCAUCUACCGCAUCAUCAGCGGAGACCCCUCUGGCCAUUUCACCAUCCGGACAGACCCCAUCACCAACGAAGGCAUGGUAACCGUUGUGAAGGCAGUUGAUUACGAGAUGAACAGAGCUUUCAUGCUAACAGUGAUGGUAUCAAACCAAGCUCCCCUGGCCAGUGGCAUCCAGAUGUCCUUCCAGUCAACAGCAGGAGUCACCAUUUCAGUCACAGAUGUCAACGAAGCACCGUAUUUCCCAACGAACCACAAGUUAAUCAGGCUGGAGGAAGGGGUGCCUACGGGGACAGUCCUGACAACAUUUUCAGCAGUGGAUCCUGAUCGCUUCAUGCAGCAAGCAGUAAGAUACUCUAAGCUGUCAGAUCCUGCAAACUGGCUGAACAUUAAUGCCACAAAUGGUCAGAUCACUACUGCUGCUGUCCUUGAUCGAGAGUCAGACUACAUUAAGAAUAAUGUCUACGAGGCCACAUUCUUGGCGGCUGACAACGGUAUACCCCCCGCAAGCGGCACUGGUACGCUGCAGAUCUACCUAAUCGACAUCAACGAUAAUGCUCCUGAGCUCCUGCCAAAGGAGGCACAGAUCUGUGAAAAGCCAAACCUGAAUGUCAUCAACAUAACAGCCGCGGAUGCUGACAUCGAUCCAAACAUUGGGCCCUUUGUCUUCGAGCUGCCAAGUGUGCCAUCUGCAGUGAGGAAGAACUGGACCAUAACACGGCUGAAUGGCGAUUACGCCCAGCUGAGUUUACGAAUCAUGUACCUGGAAGCAGGUGUGUAUGAUGUGCCGAUCAUCGUGACGGACUCGGGAAACCCCCCCUUGUACAACACAUCCGUCAUCAAAGUGAAGGUGUGCCCGUGCGACGAGAACGGCGACUGCACCACCAUCGGGGCAGUGGCUGCUGCGGGGCUGGGCACCGGUGCCAUCAUCGCUAUCUUGAUCUGCAUCAUCAUUUUACUGACCAUGGUUCUGCUCUUCGUGGUGUGGAUGAAACGCCGGGAGAAGGAGCGCCAUACCAAGCAGCUCCUGAUCGACCCCGAGGACGACGUCAGGGACAAUAUUCUGAAGUAUGACGAAGAAGGAGGUGGAGAGGAAGACCAGGAUUACGAUUUAAGCCAGCUCCAGCAGCCGGAGACCAUGGAUCACGUGCUGAACAAGACACCUGGAGUCAGAAGGGUGGAUGAAAGACCUAUUGGUGCUGAACCGCAGUAUCCUAUAAGACCAGUAAUCCCACAUCCAGGGGAUAUUGGUGACUUUAUUAAUGAGGGCCUGCGUGCGGCCGACAACGACCCCACGGCCCCCCCGUACGAUUCCCUGCUGGUUUUCGACUACGAGGGCAGCGGCUCCACUGCCGGCUCCGUCAGUUCCCUCAACUCCUCCAGCUCCGGGGACCAGGACUACGACUACCUUAACGACUGGGGGCCCAGGUUCAAGAAACUGGCGGACAUGUACGGGGGAGGCGAGGAAGAUUAAACUGACCUCACAUUAUUUAAAAAAAAAAAAAAAAAAAAAAAAAAAAAAAGAAGAAGAAGGAAAAAAAAAAAAACACAAACCCACAGACGACGACAACAUUAACAAAAAGAGCCGAUGCAGAAGCAAGAACUGUACAGAUGUGGCAGCUUUUUUAAUUAAUAUCCCCUGCUGACUGUAUUGUUAUUUUUAGUGGUGAUAUAGGAGGUUUCUUUUUUUUUUCUUUUUUUUUUUUCCUUUCCAAUUUUUUUUUUUUUAGAAUAUUGAGCUGUCUCGCAUGAACACUUGUCUCUGCUGCAGGUUUUUUUUUGUUGUUUUGGUUUGUUUUUUUAAUGUCAGCUGGGAUAUUGCUCGUUUAUCUGCUUUAUGACUAAAGAGAGUGAAAGGCACUCUGUCUUAACUUGAAUUUCUUAGAACAGAAGCACUGUUUUUAAAAUAUAUAUAUAUAUAUAUUUGAAAGUGCCUUUUGGUGCAUGUAUCAGAUUCCCUUCAAUCUCAGGAGUGAUGAAAACAAACAUACAACCAUCCUGGGCAGCACUCCCUGUGACCCUAAGCCAGUACUAGCUGGGAAGGAGUUAACAAAAAGGAACUGUGGAGAUUGUUUCUUUUUUGCCUUUUUUUUUUUUUUUUUUUUUUUUUUUUUUUUUUUUUAAGGGGGUGACUCAUUAUGGGGUGGAAGAGAACGGGAGGUUGGGAGGGGGGGGAAGAUGUUUUGAGUGAAAAAUCUUAACAGCCAUCUUUAAGCCUCAGCAGGUGGUGAACUAGUCAUCAUGUUGUAUAUAAUUCAGUGUUAUCAGAUGCAAAAUACCGACUGGGGGCUCUGCGGUCACCUGGUCACACUCAAUGUAGCUGCAUAGAACUAUAGCAUUGACAAAGCCUUUGGUUAUUGCAACAGAAAUCUCCGACAGCCCUUGCCUAAACCCUACAAAGUAAAUCGUGAAAUGACCAAAGGCCCAUUUGUUUGUUUUUAUGCUAUCGGCGUGUUUUGGCUCCCACGACCUCUUGAGUGAUGUAAAUACCAGCUGGGUUGGGUGGUGGUGCCCCGCAUCUCCGAGGAUGCCUGCGAGCACCACAGCUGAUGCUGCUUUCCUCGCAUGAGGCAGGGGCUGGGUAGCGGCUCCGCUCGAGGCCGAGGCAGUGCUAAGGGCAGGACGAGUUUAUCAGCACUUUUGCCAUCCGUAAGUAUGAAGUUAGUCUAGUACAGUAUUAAUGCCAUGGAGCAUUAGUAGCCAAAGCUCAACAACAUCGUGUAACUCAGCUAAUGUGUGUCCUUUCUAUUUGAUGGGUAGACGCUGCUAUCUGUAGUAAAUGUUUUUUUUUGGAGAAGAAAUGCAACGAGGGCCUAUUAAGUAUCUUGUGGUUAAUAUGCUCAAGCAUUGCCAAGUAAGCAAGAGGUUUUGCAGCAUCCAGGCGUAAUUCAACAUCAGUAUUAUAAAUGGUAGCAUACUACCUAGUUUAUAUGUAGGGUCAGUUUAACCAAUAACAAAUAGUUAUUAGCUUUUUUUAUUACAUUUUCCUUUACUGAUUUGGACUAGUGGGUUUAUGUCUAAUGUUUGUAAAAUGAUUUAGACUGCAUGGAUGUGUAAUACAAACCACAUUUAAUGGAUUAUGAGCCACUUAAUUAAUGUGCUAUGAAAUCUUGGAUUACCUGUGUUUUAUAUUCUGCAGACGAUUUUGCAGUGGGUUCGCUAAAACUUGUAAAAGUGCUUAGAUAUAUUUUCAUUUAAAUCCAAGAAUGUGCACAGUAUUGGGAGGUGAUUAUCCAGGGGAUAAUCACGCUUUUUUUGAUAUCUCUGUUAAUUCUCAAGUUGAAUGCUAAGAGUUAAGGGGGGGCGGGGGGAGCGAGCGCGUGCACGCGAGAACGGGAGAAUGAGAGGACGAGAGCUUGCGGUGAUGAGUGGACAUCGUUUCAGAGGGUAUACUAGGCUGCAAGAUCGUCUCUAUAGAUUUUUGAAAUGCUCCUAGUGCAUUUUAUAUUUCAUUGUAUCAUAUUUUCUAUAAAAUGCAAUUUCUGUAAAUUAAUGAGCAUUUGAAAUGUGUCUUGUAUGGAGUGGAAUGUGGUAAAAAUCAGCCCAAGGGGACUCCAACAUUACUGGUAUGUUAUUAACUACCAAGGAUGCAAUCUUUCUUUUUUGUCUCGGUCAGUCAGUCAGUUGGUCAGUCGAUGAGUCAGUUUGUCCUUUCACGGCUCGGAGGGCCAACACACGCUCACCCAAGUUUCUUGAGGAAACCAGGAGGCGAUGGCUCGGACCCCGGGAGAGGGACGGCUCCGAUGGCAGCAGCAAGGUGAGGACGCUGUGCCAGGGGCACGGGCUGGCAGCACGUGCCUCGGCCGGGACGGAGCGCAGCGCCUGGCACGCUGCCGGCACCUGACGCCUUCCCAAGCUCCUGUUCCGUAGUUGGGAAUUCGGUCGUCUCAUGAAAGUCUUACAUUUGCUUCUGCCACGUUCCGUCCACCUCCUCCUGGCCACCCACGGCAAACCUCGCAGCCCCUGUCCUCCAGCCGCCUGGCACGGGUGGGCUGCGUGGCCUCUGCUCCUUACCCACGGGCACUCUUGAUUCUUCCCCUUUUCUUUCGGAAAAGCCACAGGCUGGAGUACUUCACCAUCCGCGCUUUGCACCUCCGCAGAAGCUGCCCGGUCACGGCAGAAGUAGUGAAUAAUAAAAACGCAGUUAGUGUUUCUCGCUGAUGACUGCCCGUCAGUGUUUUGUGUCUGUCACCGUCACCUCACCACCGACUCAGGAGAAGGACACGGCUCGAGGGCCGGGGCAGUGCCGAUGGUUCUCCAUCCCUUGGGUUGCUGCUGCUGCUGCCUGCCGGCCCCGCACGGCCCCUGGGAUGCUCGUGCAGAUCCCAGCUCGUGCCGCCUGGGUCUCUGCUGUAAGCAACCUUCCGGGCUCCUCUUACCCUGGGAGCAGGAGCUAAAUCCCUGCUCCAAAGCGCUUGGUGCUUGGUGUCUGCUGCAGCUUUGGCCAGGGGGGGUGGGUUUCAGGUAGGGAAAGGGACGGCAGCGUGUGGGACGGCUGCCGCGGGGCUGGUCGGCAGCGUGCAUCGCCCCGCUGUCACCCGGGGGGAUGCGCCAUGCGGUGAAAGGAGCCGCUUGGCCGUGAAGAAGAUGCUGUCAGACUUCAGCCUGUCUAAACAUUUCAAGUUUUUAAGAACAUUUAUGCAACCUAAGUCAAACAAAACUGUUUGAGUGAUUAAAAAUAAACCAACCUAUUUCCAUUGGCAGCUUUUUUUUUUUUUUUUUUUAAAUCAGCAGAUAUUUUUUCUGCAGAAUUUGCAAUCCAGCCAUUCCAACCCCACAAGCCUAUAAAUCAAACCAACUAGUUUAUUGUCUUUUGACCCAAUUCUGCUCAGUCUCCCUCUGUGGGACCUGCUCCUUCUCUUCUUCCUCCUCUUCCUUUUCCUCUUCCUCUCACUCUUCCUCCUCAUCCUCCAACACUGAGCUUUACAGCCCCACAAGAAGCAGCAGUGUCAGGCCCCUUUCCUCGCAGUGGGACCAGAAGAAGGUAAGCGAGGAGCACAUUGAGCAAUGAAAAUAGAUCGCUUUUUGCAAAUCUUUUUACUUGUUGAUAUUACUUAUGAUUUGUGACCCAACUAAGAAAACUUACAUUAAUCCAAGGUGUCCCAUUGAAAAAGUGACUGUGCCAUCACUGUCCCCCCGCUCUGAUCCUCAUGGAUGUGACAUGGCCUUCCCAUUCGCAGCUGGAGGUGACAGUGGCUUGCAUGGAGCCGGGGUGGGGAAACAGCAACUUUGGCUGAACAUACAGUUGCUGUUUUUUCUUGCAGGCCACAGAAGUGGCCAGAAUCCUUGUUCUCUGACUAAUCUAAACUAAAGCAUUAAACUAAAUAAAGAAGUGGUGCCCACAGGUUCAAGGUGGUGGGGAAGGAGCUGCUUUCAGGCAGGUGGAGGGGAGCCGGUGGCUGAAAUACCAGUGUUACCCAGUGCCCCUUAGCACUGCCAGGGGACACCACUGCAGCUCUCCGUGCUGUCUAAGGGACGGGGACAGCGAGGUCCCAGGGUGUCAGGGCAUGCCAGACCCCUCCUCUGGCCUCCCUACUUCCUAGGCAUGAAGAUUGCACAUGCCCAAGCCAGGGACCGUGUGGGUCCAGCAUCACGGCCGCCUCCGGCAGAGCGGGGCCCCGCAGCCCCCAUCAGUCUAUUUAUUACGUAGCCUGUAAACAGGGAGAAGCAUCAGUCACAGAAAUGUUUUGCAAGGCAAUGAGGAGACUCAGCAGGUAAUUAAUGACAGUAAAUAGGCAGGUCUGUUCUAGGUGUCCUAUGUGCUAGUCAUAGUUUUGCUUCUGGUUUUGCAUUUUUUUAUUUUAUUUUAUUUUAUUUUUUGUUGGACCAGGCGAUGCCGUUGGCGGUUGUAAGGCGUUGGUGGGGAGUUUGCUUCCCUGUGGCUGAGCCACUUUGGGCCUCUUUCAAGGGGUUUUUAGGGAUAGCUGGGUCAGAAUCCAGCCUCCAGGAGUAAAUGGGACUUAGGAGAGGGCUGUAUCGCCUGCAACAGCUUCGCAUGGGGUAGAUGUUCGGGCAUUGGAGAAUGGUAAUGGUCAGUGCAGGGUCUGUACAACACAAUAUGCCAAGAUUGCAACUUUGUUUAGUCUCAAAAAACCAUAUUAAAAGUAAAAUAUGGGACUUUUAUUUGUGAUGUCUUUUGGAGCUCUUCAUUGUAAGUGUGAAAAAAAAUUUUCAGGGGGGGUGGGGGGGGAAUGCUGUAUAAUGAUGAAUGCGUAUGUUUAAAACAGCAGCUAGACAACGUAGGUGUCUCCCACGCAAAGUUAACUCAGUUUCAUGGGGAAAAGUUCUUUCCAGUACACACCCACCCCAUAUACAACUGCUCACACAAUGUGUACAUAAUGUAGUUAGUGCUUGAAGCUACAGAUCAAAUAGGGGAAAAAAUAACAACAUAUAGAUGUAUAAUUGGAGCACUUUCUCUUUCUUUUUUUUUUUUUUUUAAUUUUAAUUAUGAUUUUGCAUGUUUCCUUUUACGAUGGAGAAGCUGUGUAGCAGCCCGCAUGACUGUGGUUGUUCUCAAGGAAGACUUCUGCUGUUCUGCUGUAUUCACGCUGAAGCGCAAAAGCAGUUUGCGUCCGUUAACCCAGUUCAAAAACCUUUUUUUGUAACUGUCAACAGCACAAAUAUUUUGUAUUGUUGUUUGUACCAUUUUUGUACCAAAAACAAAAGAGAAAAAAAAAAAAAAAAAAAAGGGAAGAAAGUAAAUGUUUUCAAUGUGUUUUUAGUGCCACUGCAAUCUUGGUUUCCAAACUGAGUGACAGCUUUGCUGAUUUAUUGUGUAUCAAAGCUGAACUGGCGCACUGACGCCUGGCUCCAGUGUAAUAAAAAUAAAGUCCCCCUUUUGAAUAGUC
Tyto alba (common barn owl) is the source of this 8221-nucleotide messenger RNA. RefSeq names its product cadherin 4 (gene CDH4). The record is from RefSeq and is a predicted model, not a curated record. Gene Ontology annotation, cellular component: adherens junction; plasma membrane; catenin complex. The coding region runs from base 103 to 2847 and encodes 914 amino acids. Lineage: Eukaryota; Metazoa; Chordata; Aves; Strigiformes; Tytonidae. The transcript has 16 exons. Gene Ontology annotation, biological process: homophilic cell-cell adhesion; cell-cell junction assembly; calcium-dependent cell-cell adhesion. Gene Ontology annotation, molecular function: calcium ion binding; cadherin binding.